Messenger RNA from Rubroshorea leprosula, 982 nucleotides. The record is from the annotation of a GenBank genome assembly. NCBI's taxonomy places the organism in Eukaryota, Viridiplantae, Streptophyta, Magnoliopsida, Malvales, Dipterocarpaceae.
AAGAUCAAUGGUCCUGUUAAACCCUAAAAACAAUCAAAGGCAAAAGAUCACUUUUUUCCUUGAAUGAAAAUGUCAUCUUUUGUGUUGAAAAGAUCCUCACUUGUAUCUCAAUACCCAAUAACAAAAACCAGAAUUCCAUGUUCCUCACAACUUCUUCACAAAUUCCAGGAUUCAAAUACAAAUCACGAGGAUUUGGAUCGUGGGUUUUGUUCGGUUUUGCUUAAAACCAUGAAAAUUCCACUUGGGUCUUCCUACAAUUCUGCAAAUUCAAGUUCUUUGGGGUCACAAUGUCACCAUUUUUUGCAAUGGAACUCCAAAGCCUCGGUUUUGGCUUCUCACAGUGGAGUUUUGAGAAGAAACACUGCUGGGUUCUUUUCUAGUUUACUUGUAAGGGCAAAUGAUCCAUCAAAGUGCAAAGAAGAUUUGGUUUUUUCCAGGCAGUUUGGUACAGAAGCUGCCACGGAACCUUCUACAUCUGAUGGGCUCACGGUGGAAGGAAUUGUUAACAGCAGGUGGACAAUUCUUGAUGAGAGUGAGAGUGAUUGGAAGAGUCAUGCUGCUGCAAUUGCUCAGUCCAUUCGGGUCAUCAAGAAGCGCCUUCAGUGGAAAAAACUGAUGGUUAGGUUGAAUCUGUUAUCAGCAGAGGUUAAUAAGCCUGACCUAUGGAAUGAUCCUGUACAUGCUGGGAAGAUAAGCAGGGAGCAUGGUUCACUUAUGGGUAAAAUGAAAGAAGUGAAGGCAUUUGAGCAAGAAUUGCUUGAGCAUAUAGAAAUGAUAAAGCUUGCAAGGGAAGAGAAUGACUCUGAGUUGGAAUUGGUGGGCUCUCACUUCUUGUCUAGGCAUGUUGUGGCAUGUUAACUAUAGUUGUUGAUGCACAUUUUAUUACACAAAUUGAGAUCCUUUCUAGUUUCUACCAUCAGAGUUUGCAUUAGUACAUAGAAAAACUGAGUUUGAUGCAUCAAAAUUAAUUUAGUAAGAUUUG